This is a messenger RNA of Daldinia childiae, 813 nucleotides long. Its product is annotated as Cytochrome c oxidase assembly protein COX11, mitochondrial. Gene Ontology annotation, molecular function: copper ion binding. The transcript has 4 exons. Bases 1 to 813 code for a protein of 270 amino acids. Lineage: Eukaryota; Fungi; Ascomycota; Sordariomycetes; Xylariales; Hypoxylaceae. The record is from RefSeq and is a predicted model, not a curated record. Gene Ontology annotation, cellular component: mitochondrial inner membrane.
AUGAACGCCCUCUCUCAGACCUCAUGGCGGGCGCUUCGAGCUAGCACGUUAUCGUCAACUUCGCAAUGGGCAUGCGCAUCGUGCCGCCGUGCUCUUAUCCGACCGUCUCCUCGCCGGAACGUAGCGAAUUCCUCCGCGAAGAAACAGCAGAUUACUCCUACUACCCCCGGCGCCGGAAUGCCGUCGAUGGAACGCGUGCGCGAGUAUUACAGAUUUAAGAAUCGCACGACUAUGUAUUAUACGCUUAGCAUCAUACUCGGUACCGUUGCGUUUUCGUAUGGCUCCGUGCCGAUGUAUAAGAUGAUCUGCCAGACAACCGGCUGGGGCGGCCAGCCCAUCCGCGCGCCCGGUCACGGCCCCUCGAGCGACGACGCAGACUUCGACCCGGCAUCGCGACUGAUCCCCGUAACGGACGCGCGGCGCAUCCGAGUCACGUUCAACGCGUCGGUAUCCGACGUCCUGCCGUGGAAAUUCGUGCCCCAGCAGCGGGAGGUGCGCGUAUUACCCGGAGAGACGGCGCUGGCGUUCUACACGGCGACGAACCGCAGCGACAGCGAUAUCAUCGGCGUGGCGACGUACAGCGUCACGCCCGCGCAGGUCGCGCCGUACUUCAGCAAGAUCCAGUGCUUCUGCUUCGAGGAGCAGCGGCUGAACGCGGGGGAGACGGUUGAUAUGCCCGUCUUCUUCUACCUGGACCCGGAUAUGCUGAAUGAUUUAAAUAUGCGCGGGAUCAACGAGGUUACGCUGAAUUAUACGUUUUUCAAGGCGAAAUAUGAUAAUAAUGGGAACUUUAAGUCGUUCCCGACGACGUAG